AUGGCACCCACGGAAAAUUCGGCAAGAAUGAUCCUUCAUGGUCCAGAUGAGUGGGAGUCUUGGAGCGAAAAAUUCAAAGCUCGAGCUAUCAGUGAUAACAUCUGGAAAUACGUCAAUCCAGACACCGAUGAUGAGCUUGAGGAGGAACCACCACUGCCAGAUGUUGGCAAAUACCCAAGGCGACAAAUUAUUGACUCAAAUAACCAAGGAGCGGGACGGAGCAGGAGAGUAACGGAAGGGGAUCAGUCACAGACCCUCGAAUCCUCGUCCCAGCACCAAUACUUCUCACAGUCAUACGAACGACCACAUCCUACCCUUAUGGCACGAGGGGUGCAAGACCUUCUGCCAGCAGACAGGUCAACAUAUGACCUAGAAGUCAGGAUCCGGACACAAGAGGUCCGAGACAUCAAGGAAAAACAGACAUCUAUAAGUAAACUUCGCACAUGGGUUGAGGAGUCCAUCAGUGACCACCUCUGGACGACAUGUUGCAAUGCUGAAGAUACAAUCCGCGACUGGUACAUCGGACUUAGGACCUCGGUAUGCGCCGACGAUGUCCAGCUCCGUAGUAAAGCACGCGACCGAUACCAUCGUGCGAUCCAACCACUGAAAAAGAUACCACAAGACUUUGAAGCUUGGAUCAAGCAGUGGAGAGAGGCAUUUGCCUAUGCCCAGAUUCGAGAUGUAGCCGAUGUUGCUCAUUCAGCUGACUGGCUGAAAGAUGUAAGUAAGGCAGUCAAGGACGUGCUGCCCGCUUGGGGUUCAUCCUUCCGAAAUGGACAUCUUGCGGCAAUCAGAAGCGAUACACUCGACUACAAGGAAGUUGCGGCAUCCCUUUAUGAUGAAGCAGACGUACAAAACAUACUUAAGAGGCAACCUCAGAAAGUUAAUAAGGGAGCUUUUGGUCCCACGUUUGGACCUGAAACUGACGAUGGUCCGGAAGAGUCCCAAGACCAGUCGACGGACCAGCGCAAAGGACGGAAAAGGAAAGCUAAGAAUGAAAAAGAAAAAGAGACUGAUUCCAAGAAACGGAAGCGCGAAGACCCAGACAAUCAGAGUCAUUGCGAUAACCUAGACACAGAGAGGUGCUAUGCCUGCGGAAGCAGACGUCAUGAUAUCAAGAAGUCACGACGUGUUGGCAAAUGCAGCACAGCCACGUGCGCAGCGUUCUUUACUGGUCGUGCACCUCAAAUCGCGUUUGCCAUCACACAAUACCCUCUGAAAAACUCAGCCUUACUGGACUCUGCAUCAACUAUUCAUAUCUUCAACGAGAUCAGUCGAUUUAACAACUUUCGUGCAGCGUUACCAGGAGACUGUGUUACUGCUGGAGACCACCUUGUCCCUAUCCAAGGAUAUGGCGACGUGGACAUCAGGGUCCAAGGACAAAGGGGCUUCGAUAUUCUGAGACUACGUAACGUGGCACUCUGCGAAAAUUUCGCAGCGAACCUGGUCUCCCUCCGUCAAUUGCGACAACAUGGAUAUUGGUGGGAUAACCGGUUAGGCCAUAAUUGUCUCCGAGCAUCUAACGGAAAGAUCAUAUGCACUGUCCUUGACCGACAUGAUCAGUUCGUCCUAGAACAUAUCCCAUGGGGGGGUGUACUGGAGAUAAAAGCGCGCGCAAUGAGAAUAGGAGCAGGAUUACCCAACUACUUAUGGGUCGAGAUUUUCAAAGCUGCUGUCUACCUGUAUAACCGAACGCCAAAGUACAUCCUUCGAUGGGAAUCACCAUACAGUCGGUUCUUUACCUUCCUCGCGAAUCGAGAUGGCAUUACCAACCGAUAUUACAAACCAGACCUACGACAUCUCCGUGUAUAUGGCUGCAAAGCGUUUGCGAUGACCAAGGACGCAAUGGCCAAGAGAAAACGCCGACAGAAGCUAAAUCCAAGAGCCUGGAUUGGCUAUCUUGUGGGUUACCAGUCGACCAACAUCUACCGGAUCUGGAACCCAUGGCUUGGUGAAGUUAUCUCAACGAGAGAUGUGAUAUUUAAUGAAGAUGAGUAUUUCCAUGGAGAUCUUGAACAAUUGAAAGAUGAUAUCCGUGAGCUAAAUCGUGAGGAGUUAAUGAACCUCCUCCGAGAAAUUAAAGAACCAGAACAAACAGAAGAAACCUCGCAAGAGGAAUCCCAAGGAGAAGAUGAUCUUGUGUUUGGUAUGGAUGAUGAAUGGGAUUUGAGUAUGCCCCACGGAGUUGAUGAUCAGACUAGGGAAGGUAACCUCAGACCUAACCCUGAGGACCACCCGAACAUGCGUGUGGCACCGUCUGUAACCGAGGAUCCCCACCAGGUGCCAUAUGCACUGGGGUCUGGAGAGAGUCUCCCCGAUAGCAUCAACGCGAAAUUGGGUGUAACUGAUCGCAUAGAAGCGAUGCAACAGACUCAAGAUCUCCUAAGUUUAGAAAAUCCCAACAUCUCACCCCAGGGAGGGACUCCACAGCGGCAGGAUGCGAACGGUUGGGAGACGUCCUUUCCUAGUAUGCUAUCUGAUACUCGCACAAAGGCAAAUGCUGAUGUGCAAUUCCAACCAUAUCCAACGCCAUCGUUAACAGACUCUACUCCAGCUGCGCUUAUGGCAGCUUGCUUCCAAGGGACAAAUUUGAACCCAGAAAUGCAAUAUCAAGAAAACAAAGUAUUAAACAGAAACACAAAUGUCGAAACCUGGAAGGCUGCUUUUGCCGCUGGUCGACAUGCCGCACCCAUCGGCAUGAUCAACGGGAAGCCGAUUGACCGAGCUAAGUUCCUCCGUAUUCUUACCCAACCAAAGAGCUUACAUCGUUCACAACUUCCAGCGGCCCCAAAAUCACAUAGAGAUCUUGCAACCCAUCUGAUGGGGACACUUUUCCAUGAUGCUGAACGCAUCCAUUUAAAUAGUCAUAAAGAAAUGCAGUCCUGGAUUGAGAUAUCCAAGUCGGAUCAAUCAGCAAGGAACCAACAGGUGCUGGAUUGUAUGUGGGUCUAUACCUACAAAUUCGACAAACAUGGACGUUUUCAGAAAUGCAAGGCUCGUCUUGUAGUUCGAGGAGACCAGCAGGCAAAAUCGAUUCAUGAAGACACCUAUGCCUCCACGCUGGCUGGACGUUCAUUUAGAAUCCUCAUGGCCAUCGCGGCACGGUUUGAUCUUGAACUAGUGCAGUACGAUGCAGUCAACGCCUUCGUUAAUGCCAAAAUGGACAGAGACAUAUAUAUGAAAAUGCCUCCAGGACAUCGGAAAUCUGAAAGAAUAUUGAAACUCCAGAAAGCGCUAUACGGGUUAAGGUGCUCACCUUUGCUUUGGCAGAAAGAGCUGACAAGAACCCUUGAAGAACUCGGGUUUGAGAAGGUCCCGAGAGACUCCGAGGAAAAUGCGGAUCCGGCUCAGGCGAGACGGUCGAGACCGGGUGAGCCAUGCAUGGAUGCCUGGGUGAGCCGCCCUCAAAAGGGUCGCGCGACCACCGCGCGACGCAACAUCCUGCAACCAACAUUCACAAUUCAGUUUUUCGAAAUAUCGACGUGA
Molecule: messenger RNA, 3486 nt
Organism: Pochonia chlamydosporia 170
Lineage: Eukaryota; Fungi; Ascomycota; Sordariomycetes; Hypocreales; Clavicipitaceae
Product: gag protein
Exons: 2
Coding region: 1-3486 (1161 amino acids)
Source: RefSeq, a predicted model, not a curated record